CAUGUGAACUUUAGCAUUUUAACUUGAUAGAAAUGUGAAAACAACAAUGUUAUCUUAGUGUGACGUGCAAAUUUUACCCAAAAUAUGCAAAAACCUUUCCAUUUACAACAAUGACUGAUCUAUUCGAUGAAUAUGAUCUACAACUGCAAAAAAUUUUAACUGAUAUAAAGAAUCAUACCCAAUUUUGUCGGAAUGGGCUUUCAACGAUCACACAUGAAGGCCACCUUGCCGAGUUGGAUUCCCUAGUAUCUUCUGCCGAGGAAACGGUGCGACAAAUGGAACUUGAGGCUAGAUUUUCUACAAAUGCACUAAUUCAUAGCAGAAUAGACAAGGUUAAACAUGCAAGAUCUCUACUUAAGGAAGCUUUAGAAAAUAGCAAACAGAUGCGCAAUCAACUACAACGUGGAGAGCUUCUGGGAGGUACUGUUUCAUUGCACAAUAUACCUCUUCUAGAUAUAGCAUCGUUUGGUGAGACCAACCAGUUCAACGCACUGAGUAGAGAUGAUGAUAUGCUCAAUCAGGGACUACUAUACUUACAGACAUCAUGUGCAACGGCCAAUGAAACGGAACAGGUCGGAUCUCAUGCGGCCAAAAACUUGCAUGACCAAAGAAACAUUCUAUACAAUAUUCAAAACAAGAUCGAGGACACGAAACUAUCAUUAGUCAAUGCAGAUGAAUACCUUGCAAAACUGCUGAAACAAGGAAGGCUAAACAAGGUCGUACUAUACACAGUCUUUGGUGCAAUCAUAUGUUCCGUCAUCAUCAUAAUUAUCAUACGUACUAUAAAGCUCACAUUUUCAAUAUUGAAAUAAUUUAUACA
This is a messenger RNA of Theileria equi strain WA, 820 nucleotides long. RefSeq lists its product as hypothetical. Bases 111 to 812 code for a protein of 233 amino acids. The transcript is spliced from 5 exons. Lineage: Eukaryota; Apicomplexa; Aconoidasida; Piroplasmida; Theileriidae. Gene Ontology annotation, molecular function: SNAP receptor activity; SNARE binding. Gene Ontology annotation, cellular component: Golgi apparatus; late endosome membrane; endoplasmic reticulum membrane. The record is from RefSeq and is a predicted model, not a curated record. Gene Ontology annotation, biological process: vesicle fusion.